Messenger RNA from Gastrolobium bilobum, 1554 nucleotides. RefSeq lists its product as uncharacterized. The record is from RefSeq and is a predicted model, not a curated record. NCBI's taxonomy places the organism in Eukaryota, Viridiplantae, Streptophyta, Magnoliopsida, Fabales, Fabaceae. Gene Ontology annotation, molecular function: catalytic activity. The coding region runs from base 1 to 1554 and encodes 517 amino acids. The transcript has a single exon.
AUGAUCCGAAAACACAGAAUAAAUUUGACUGCUAUUUUUGAACCUAGAAUAAGUGGUGGGAAAGCUCAAAAGAUUAUUAAAAGAACAGGGUAUAACAGUUGUAUUGUGGAAGAAGCUCAAGGUUUCAUGGGAGGGAUCUGGGUUUUGUGGAACAAGGAGUUCUGUAAUGUUACGAUUUUGGAAAAGAACAUGCAAAUGGUUCAUUUGAAAGUUUGUUUCUCCGAUAAUGUUGCGUUCUUAUUCACAUUUAUUUACGCCAAUCCUAGAGAAGAGGUGAGAUGUAGCCUUUGGCAGGAUCUUCGUCGGAUUGCUGAUUCUAUGAAUGAGCCCUGGCUUAUCACCGGUGAUUUUAAUGAAAUUGCUUCCCCUUUUGAGAAACGUGGAGGUGCCCCGGUAGAUUUAUAUAAAUGUAACAGAUUUGCUUCCUUGCUUACAGAUCUGAAGAUGAUUGAUUUGAAUAGUUCCGGUUCGAGAUUUACUUGGCAUGGUCCUCGUUUCCUGAAUAUGGAUAGAGUUUUCAAACGGUUAGAUCGUGCUUGCAGUAACGAUUUAUGGAGGGUUACAUUUGAGGAGGGUCAUGUUAGAGCCCUUCCUAGGUUAAACAAUGACCAUAACCCCCUUCUUAUAUCCUUGUCUUCUUCAAAAGAUGAGUGGAAGGAUCGUCCUUUCCGUUUCCAUUCCUUUUGGCAGGACCAUAUCCUGUUCAAUCAAGUUUUAAAGGACAAUUGGCACGUGCAUGGGAACAUUACUGAUUAUUUGAAGGUUCUUACCCCUUGCAUUAAGGAGUGGAAUGAGAAGGUGUUUGGGAAUAUUAAGCAUAGGAAGAAUAAGUUGAUGAGAAGACUUGAAGGUAUUCAAAGAGCCAUUUCUGAGCACAAUAAAGAUUAUCUGGAGAAAGUGGAAUGCAAGAUCAAAGCUGAACUUGAGGAGGUCCUUGAUCAAGAGGAGUUAUUAUGGUAUGAAAAGUCUCGAACUCAGUGGAUUAAUCAAGGUGACAGAAACACGAGAUACUAUCAUACAAAAACUAUUGUCAGAAGGAAAAGAGGUAGAAUCGUGGAACUCAAGGAUGAUAAUGGAAGUUGGAUUCGUGAAGAGGAAGGCCUGGUUAAGAUGAUCCGCGAUUUUUAUAUUAAUCUUUUCAAAGAUGAAAGUUGUCAUCGUGAGUGGAUCAAUACUAGAUGGCCUAUUGUUCCGGAGGAAGUCAUGGAUAAAUUAAGGGUGAGUGUUACUAAGGAGGAAGUUAAAAAAGCUUUUUUCACAAUGAAAGGCUCAAAAGCCCCAGGGGAGGAUGGGUACAUAGCUGCUUUUUAUCAAAAGAACUGGAAUCUGGUAGGUGAUCAAGUCUGGAAUGCUUUCCUAGCUUAUUUGGAAAACCCGCAAACCAUUGCUGAUAUUAAUGGUACGAUUAUUACCCUUAUCCCAAAGGUUAAUAAGCCUACGUUGGUUUCUCAAUUCAGGCCAAUUUUCUUGUGCAAUGUGAUUUACAAAGGCAUGAGUAAAGUUAUAGUGGGUAGACUGAAGGAAGUAAUGGAAGCUUUGGUUUCUGAUAACUAA